Molecule: messenger RNA, 1251 nt
Organism: Beauveria bassiana ARSEF 2860
Lineage: Eukaryota; Fungi; Ascomycota; Sordariomycetes; Hypocreales; Cordycipitaceae
Product: oxidoreductase family protein
Exons: 2
Coding region: 1-1251 (416 amino acids)
Biological process (GO): NADPH regeneration
Cellular component (GO): cytoplasm
Molecular function (GO): oxidoreductase activity; nucleotide binding
Source: RefSeq, a predicted model, not a curated record
AUGGCAGCACCCAUCAAUGUCUUGAUGAUUGGUACUGGCGAGUACACCACUGGCUUCGUCGGCACCGGUGGCUCGGCCUCGGACAAAAAGGUUGGCGUCGUCGGCCUCACCCUUUUUGACCUCCGCCGUCGCGGCAAGGUUGGGAAGCUGGGCAUGGUUGGCGUCAACGGCACCAAGUUCCCCGCCAUUCGCGAGCAUCUUGACAAGAACAUUACUCAAGUCUACAACGGCCUGGACACCUCGUUUGACUCAUUUCCGGCCAACGAUCAAAAAGACCCCGACGCUUACAAGGCCGCCAUUGAUGGCCUCAAGCCCGGCGAUGCCAUCACCAUCUUCACCCCGGACCCGACGCACUUUCCCAUUGCUCUCUAUGCUAUUGAGCGCGGCAUCCACGUCCUCAUCACCAAGCCCGCCGUCAAGCUUCUUGAGCACCACCAGGAGCUGAUUCGACGCGCCGACGAGAGAGGCGUCUACGUCUUCAUUGAGCACCACAAGCGUUUCGACCCGGCCUACUCGGAUGCCCGAUUCAAGGCCAAGACGCUCGGCGACUUCAACUACUGGUACUCGUACAUGUCGCAGCCCAAGUACCAGCUCGACACCUUCAAGUCGUGGGCCGGCAAGGAGUCGGACAUUUCCUACUACCUCAACAGCCACCACGUCGACAUUUGCGACUCCAUGGUCCAGGACCGCUACGUGCCCGUCAAGGUCUCGGCGUCAUCGUCCAAGGGCGUCGCCGUCGCCCGCGGCUGCGUCGACGAGACCGAGGACACCAUCUCGGUGCUCGUCACCUGGGCGAAAAAGGACGACCCCAGCAAGCGCGCCGUCGGCGUCUACACCUCGUCCUGGACGGCCCCCGAGCGUGCCGGCGUCCACACCAACCAGUACUUUCACUACCUGGCCGCCGACGGCGAGAUUCGCGUCGACCAGGCGCACCGCGGCUACGACAUUGCCGAUGACAAGGCCGGCCAGCUGCAGUGGUUCAAUCCUUUUUACAUGCGCUACGCUCCGGACGAGGAUGGAAACUUCAACGGCCAGACGGGCUACGGCUACAUUUCCCUUGAAAAGUUUGUCGACGGCUGCCGCGCGGUCAACGAGGGCCGCCUGAAGCCGGCGGACCUCGAUGCCAAGGGACUGCCGACGCUGCGCAACACAAUUGCGACGACUGCGAUUCUGCAUGCUGGCCGCAAGAGUAUUGACGAGAGCCGUGAGAUUGGCAUCGUUGUUGAAGAUGGUGUGUGGAAGCUGGUAUAA